Molecule: messenger RNA, 1659 nt
Organism: Kluyveromyces marxianus DMKU3-1042
Lineage: Eukaryota; Fungi; Ascomycota; Saccharomycetes; Saccharomycetales; Saccharomycetaceae
Gene: DDE1
Product: Dde1p
Exons: 1
Coding region: 1-1659 (552 amino acids)
Source: RefSeq, a predicted model, not a curated record
AUGUUUGAUCUCAGUGUAGGGUGGCUCUUGAAAUGGUUUGUUGCACUGAGCGUUCUGAUAAUAACAAGUGUAUGGUUUCUCAAUACGGUUAUUAUUGAAUCAAAAAGAGAUCUACACACUAUUUCAUUAAAUGCACAAUCCAAUGCCGAUCCUGUCAGGAAAGAACAUGAAACUGCUGUAUACAGGAAUUAUUUAGUUCCUCCAUCGUUUCCACUAACUACAGGUCUCAAUCUUAGUAUCGGGUAUCGUCUCAGGAAUGGAAACUUCGGUGAUUUAUGGUCUGCGAUAAUUGCGAAUGGUAGCGCAACUUCAUUAGACUUUGAUUCAGAGAGCAAGAGCUUAGCAGAGAUUAAUGCUAUUGCAAAAAAGUUAGUGGAGAAGGUAGAAUUAAUUGGAGCCAAAAAGAUAGGUAUAUCUCUUUCUACUGAUUCGUUUACUGGGUUUUCUGUUAGCAUUGGGGGUUUGAUGCUUUCUUUGAAAAAUGUCAUGCCGCUGUUCCUCCACACUGUUCCAAGGACAGAGAUGGAUAUAGACGUACUUUUAAUCAGUAAUUGGAAAUCUGUGCAAUUUCUCAAUGGAAGCGAAAAGUGGUACAAAUGGGUUGUGGUUUGUGAAGAGAGCGCUGAAGUGGAAAAACAAGAAUCCUCUAAAAAUAUUAUUUCAUUAAAGCAGUUUCUUGGUGGAAACGUUGAGCCUGAUAAUGAGUUCUUGUAUGAUCCAAAAGACUCAUCCGAUGAUGCAAAGGUUCUUAUGCAAAUUUCUAAUCCAGCCGGUGGUUUGACAAGCUUUACCCAAAUGAGUCUUGUAAGUUCUGUUUCUUCGUAUAUCAAAAGCUUCCCCAUUGGACAUACUCUAAGCACUAAAGAUCAACUUACUAUUUGUCCCAGUUCACAGUGGAAUCAUUCUAUAUGUAUUCAAGCCUGGCCCAAAAUAUUUGCAGUAUUGUUACAUGGCGGAUCAGUGUCUUUCAGAAAUAAUGUCAAAAGUUUAAUUGAUUUGCCGAAGGAGACAACACUGCUUAUGAUUCCGCACAACUACCCAAUCCUCAAACAUUUAUUAAAUCAUUCGAAGGGAAUAAGAUCAUCACUAUCUAUAGCGCUAUUUAGUGAAGGGGUUUACAAUAAGAUUGGUCAGAUUUCGAGAAAUAUUGAUGAACUAAGAUGCGUCUAUAUUUUUAAUGAGCUAAAAAACGUGAGUAUAGUUACAGACUUCUCCGCAAAAAUUCCCAAACUUACAAAGAUGCAAAUACAAAGAUAUACCAGUGCACAGGUAACUCAUUUGAGAUCCCUGCUUGGAUCUAGGGUAAUAAUGGAAUUGUAUUCACCAUUCUCCAUUUUUGGCCCAUUGUGCUAUACAAAUUACUAUGAUUAUAGAGUGUUUCCAUCAGAAUUGGAUAAGCUAGUAACUUGCUAUGGUUCAUUUUCUACUUCAUUGGAAGGUAAACUAGUAGAAACGGAAGAAAAUCCGGAGCUUGAAGCUGAAAAGAGACAAGGAAUGUUGGUAGUCAGGGGUUUCACUAUUGGAAAGCCAGUAGAAGAAGAUAGGUUGGCAAACGCUAUGAAAUUAUCGGAGAAAUUCGAUGGUGGAGAAGGUUGGAUGCCCUUACUCGGAGUGUUUGGAUUGUUUGGAAAUGAUGGAUGCUUUUAUGAAUACAAGUGA